UCUCUCUCUCUCUCUCUCUCUCUCUCUCUCUCUCACUCUCACUCUCACUCUCAUAUCAUGACUCGCACCUUGAUUUCAAGCACAAACGCAACCAAAUCGAUCAAGUUCCUCUACAGCUAUGGCGGCAAAAUCCUCCCUCGUCCCACCGACGGCAAACUCCGAUACGUCGGCGGUCUCACCCGAGUCCUCUCCGUCGAUCGUUCUAUCACUUAUUCAGAGCUGAUGGUGAAGUUUGGAGAGUUGUGUGGAUCGUCCAUGACUUUGAAGUGCAAAUUGCCUAAUGAAGAUCUAGACGUGUUGGUUACGAUCGCUACUGAUGAGGAUCUUGCUAAUGUGAUCGAUGAAUACGAUCGAUUCUCGUUGUCUACGCAAAAGGACAUGAAGAUCACUGCGGUUCUCUUCCCGAUCAAGUCUCUCAAAAAAAUCUCCCCUGUUUCAAGCGUCGACGAUCUCUGUUCUUCUGGUUCGAGCCUCGAUUCCUCUGCAACAACCACAUCGCCGACGUACGUAUCUGCUAGAUUCUGCUCCGCGCCGCCGUAUGUGGCGACGGCUCCCUGCCGAUGCGGUGGCCGGAAUUCCUCGAAUUACUCACAGGCCUUUCGAUUUCCGUUCGCUGUUCAGAAAGAGUCCGGCGAAGCCAUGCCUAUGCAUCAUCAUCAUCUCUACCGUUGCUAUGAACGAAAAAGCCCUAGACAAGCCUACGGUGUUCCUCAAUGGAAUCACUGCCGGUAAUCUGAAAAGUGCCUAUGGAAGCUGAUAUAUACAAAUAUACAUACAUGCACACACAACAACAACAAACAACGACAAUCAGAGAUCUAAAGAACAAAAACCCAAAAAAAAUAAUAAUAAUAAUAAAAAAAAAAAUUUGAAGUCAGAUUUUCGUGAGUGUGUGGUAGGGAGAUUGUAAAUUUUAGUUUGAGGACAAAUUUGAUUCCAAUUUUUUCUUUUUUUUUGGGUGUGGUGAUGAUGCAAUUGAGUCCAAAUUUAUAUACAAAUCGGUGUUUUGUGCGGCCAUUCUUA
Molecule: messenger RNA, 1020 nt
Organism: Camellia sinensis
Lineage: Eukaryota; Viridiplantae; Streptophyta; Magnoliopsida; Ericales; Theaceae
Product: RAF-like serine/threonine-protein kinase 20
Molecular function (GO): protein binding
Source: RefSeq, a predicted model, not a curated record